Messenger RNA from Mus caroli (Ryukyu mouse), 1718 nucleotides. NCBI's taxonomy places the organism in Eukaryota, Metazoa, Chordata, Mammalia, Rodentia, Muridae. The record is from RefSeq and is a predicted model, not a curated record.
AGUGACUGCUCAGGAUUGUACAGGGGCCCCAGGCCCAGAAGCAACUUGCUGCCUGCAGAUCCCACCUGCCUGCCACCUGGCACUGUGGCUACCUGUGUCCACCUCCAUCCUGCAGUCAGAAGGCCUGGGUCCUGAGGCGUGCAGAGGACUAGUAUCCCAGCAAUCCUUGUGUCCUGGGCACUUCUUCAGCCCCGGGAACUUCAGUUCCUGCCUGAGGAGUCCCUGUGGCAGGCAGCCUGGUGACUCCCCACAGGAGGGACAGGCUGAGUGAUGCUCUGACCACAUCAUGCUGUGCAGGGUGGCUACAGUAACCCAGUGCUGAAAUAGCAUUGGGUGCCAUGUAAAGAAAGGAAAAGAAAGUGUCACUUCCAUUGCGUGGGCCUGUUAACUCUCCAGAGUUCCAGUCUCCAGAACAAAGCUGUACUCUACUGAAUAGCACUUCAUGGGACCCGUGCUACUUAUAACUGAUCAGAGCCUUCCUCUACCCGUACAAUUUGCAGCCAGUCUGAUGUACAAAGUUGCAGGGCCAGCAGUAAGGCUCAGUGGGUAGAGGCCUGCUACCAAGCCUAGCACAGGACCUACACGGCUCAAGGAGAGAACUGACCCUGUGAGUCAUCCUCUGUGGGGGUUGAGGUCCAUUGAGACAGACCCAGUGUUUACCUUACCGGGUGCUAAAAGAAGCUGUGCACCAGAAUGAGCAUCACUGGGCUAUAGUUGCUGCCCCCCAGGCAGGGGGCAGCUUUGACAGCAGAAUUGCUUUCUAAAACCACACAGCAGGGUGUGAAGUAGGAGGAGCUGACACUUGUGCAAGGUGGGUGGUACUUGGAAGGCCACCUGUCCCCACAGGAAGAGAGAGUGGGGAGCCCCUUCCCCCAGGGACCACUGAUCCUGUGCCAGGAUGGAGGUCUGCUGGUCCCUGCUACUCCUGCUGGCCCUGAAAACACUGUGGGCAGGUGAGCAUUCAAGGGGAAACAGGCCCAGAGCUGGGUCUCCAGAGGGCUGUGGAUGGGAGGCUUUGCGUACAGGGAAAUUAGCAGAUGAUUUUGUGGGUGAGCAAGGUUUGCAUUGCAGGCUACAGAACCUGAAGCUGGUGCUUGGCCUGCACAACCUCCAUGAUCUCCAAGAUCCUGGCUUCACCUUCUACAUCCAGGAAGCCAUUAAACACCCUGGCUACAACCACAAAUAUGAGAACGACCUGGCACUGCUUAAGCUGGAUAGACGAGUGCAGCCCAGCAAGAAUAUCAAACCACUAGCUCUGCCAAGAAAGCCCCGAUCCAAGCCAGCAGAAGGUACCUGGUGCAGCACAGCUGGCUGGGGAAUGACCCGCCAGGGUGGGCCCCAGGCCAGGGCCCUGCAGGAGUUGGAUCUACGUGUGCUGGACACCCGAAUGUGUAACAACAGCCGCUUCUGGAACGGUGUCCUCAUAGACAGCAUGCUAUGCUUAAAGGCUGAGAACAAGAGCCAAGCCCCCUGCAAGGGUGACUCUGGAGGGCCCCUGGUGUGUGGCAAAGGCCAGGUGGAUGGGAUCCUGUCUUUCAGCUCCAAAACCUGCACAGACACCUUCAAGCCGCCUGUGGCCACUGCUGUAGCCCCCUACAGAUCCUGGAUCAGGAAGGUCAUAGGUCACUGGUCACCCCAACCUUUGGCCUGAUGUCCCAGAUGAUCUGGGACACCAUUCUCGAUGGCGGGGGGCCGGGAAGGGACUAGGUGUGCCUCUG